Molecule: messenger RNA, 483 nt
Organism: Penicillium vulpinum
Lineage: Eukaryota; Fungi; Ascomycota; Eurotiomycetes; Eurotiales; Aspergillaceae
Product: Flavin-containing monooxygenase
Exons: 4
Coding region: 1-483 (160 amino acids)
Source: RefSeq, a predicted model, not a curated record
AUGGCUAGAGGAGAGCCCGGACGCUUUGAUGCACUCGAGGCUGCCGGGUUCAAGGUGGAGCGUCGGUUUGGCGGUCAUUAUAUGGAUGUUGGAGCAAGUGCAAAGAUUUCAAAAGGAUUGAUCAAAGUCAAAUCUGACGCUCUUCCCGUUGAGUAUCUCGAGGACGGUCUUCACUUCACAGAUGGCAGCAACUUGAAUGCAGAUGUAGUUGUAUUCGCGACCGGAUUUGUCGGUAACAUGCGCCACACAGUCGCUGACUUGUUUGGGAAAGAUGUUGCAGCUCUAGUUGAUGACUUCUGGGGUGUGGAUGCGGAGGGUGAACUGAAGGGUGCCUUCAAGCCGACAGGAAAUCCCCGUUUGUGGUAUCAUGGUGGCGCCCUUGGACACGCAAGGUAUUUUUCGCGCUUCCUGGCGUUACAAAUCAAGGCUGCAUUGCUGGGCUCACCUCUUCGAAUCUAUCACAACACCCCAGAGAGGGGCUAG